AUGGACUCCAGAUCGACAACACCAACGCCAUUCCCGACCCUCCAGGUGGUCCAACACGAACAAACAUCAACCACAGACCUCAAGACAGCAUCAUCACCGCCUAAGCCACCAUCUCCAUACGGCAAUCUGCACUGGACCCAAUAUCUCCUCCGCCUUUUUCUCCUCCUCACAUCCGUCGCCCUUCUAGUCCUCACGGUAUUGAUCACGGCAAAAUGGGGACAAGAACAUAUGGAAAAGAUAUACGCGGUUAUCAUCGCUGGGACGGCCAUAGCAAUCAUCACAGACCUCGGCACUGUUUAUUUCCUCUUUAUCGGGAUGUCACAAACAUCGACACCAGUAGCCAUCGCCGUCCUGGAUGCUAUUGCGCUUGUCAUGUGUGCAGUGGGCAUCCCGAGUGUGGUGAGAAGUGAGUUCAAGACGGAGUUUGAUACGGCGGUGUGGGCGUUGGCAGUAGUUGUGAUCGUCGAGAGGAUUGCAUCAAUGGCUACUUGCCUUUGGGUCUGGAUUUUCAUCAAGAGAAGAAAAAACGAGGGGAUGAGAUCGGUUAUCUUCAAGCAGGAGAUGGGCGCGACUUCCCAGUCUGCUUUGGCGGCGAGGAGACGGGGGAAAGAGUCUGCUGGCCAGCAAGGGGCUGCGAUGGCUGGGGCAGGUGUUGCAGUUUCUUCCACUGGGGAGUAUUUGCAGCCUGAGAGUGCGAGGGCAUCAUCGGUUGGUGGUGGGAGGCCAAGCUUAGUGCUUGCGGGAGAUAUGUCGGGGAGAGCAAGCUUUCCGAGUAUCAUUGUGGGGGGAGACGGUGCUGAUGACCGAGUCUAA
Sordaria macrospora k-hell is the source of this 813-nucleotide messenger RNA. RefSeq lists its product as uncharacterized. NCBI's taxonomy places the organism in Eukaryota, Fungi, Ascomycota, Sordariomycetes, Sordariales, Sordariaceae. The record is from RefSeq and is a predicted model, not a curated record.